Molecule: messenger RNA, 955 nt
Organism: Hyaena hyaena (striped hyena)
Lineage: Eukaryota; Metazoa; Chordata; Mammalia; Carnivora; Hyaenidae
Product: olfactory receptor 10X1-like
Exons: 1
Coding region: 26-955 (309 amino acids)
Biological process (GO): G protein-coupled receptor signaling pathway
Cellular component (GO): membrane
Molecular function (GO): olfactory receptor activity; G protein-coupled receptor activity
Source: RefSeq, a predicted model, not a curated record
UUCUUCCAGAUUUCACCCAUGCAACAUGAAGGUCAACCAGACAAUCCUUGAAGAGUUCAUUCUUGUUGGUUUCUCCUUGUACCCACAUGUGCAGAGAUUCCUCUUUGUGGCCUUCUUUGCCCUCUACCUUCUCACCCUCGCAGGUAACCUGGCCAUCCUGGGACUCACUUGGGUGGACAGAUCUCUCCACACCCCUAUGUACCUCUUCCUCCGCGCCCUCUCUUUCUCUGAGACCUGCUACACACUGACCAUCAUCCCCAAGAUGCUGGCAGAUCUGUUGACUGGGAACAGAAACAUUUCGGUCACGGGAUGUGGCUUGCAGAUGUGUUUCUUCUUGGGACUUGGUGGCACUAACUGUAUCAUCCUCACUUUGAUGGGAUAUGAUCGCUUUCUGGCCAUCUGCAACCCUCUCAGAUAUCCACUGCUGAUGACCAAUGCGGUGUGUGGGCAACUGGUGGUCUCUGCCUGGGCUGGAGGCUUCCUUAUUUCUGUGACAGAGACUGCACUGAUAUUCAAGGGCUCUUUCUGCAACCCCAACCUCAUCCAUCACUUCUUCUGCCAGAUGCAGUUGGUGGUGCGGUUAUCCUGUCUCAACAGUGACCUCACAGAAAUCAUUGUUACACUGAUGUCAGUGUCAGGGUUGACAGGCACCUUCUUGCUCAUCAUCAUCACUUAUGUAUUCAUUCUUUCCACUGUCUUCAGGAUCCCUUCAGCCGAGGGCAAGCAGAAGGCCUUUUCUACCUGCGCCUCUCAUCUCACUGUGGUCAUCGUCCACUUUGGUUUUGCAGCUAUUGACUAUCUGAAGCCAGAAGCCUCGGGAGGAGAUGACACAUUCAUUGCUGUCCCUUACACUAUCAUUACUCCAUUCCUCAGCCCCCUCAUUUUUAGUCUCAGGAAUAGGGACAUGAAGAAUGCAUUCAGAAAGCUGCUUGCAAAGAGUUUUCUCAAUCCUUAA